GUGGGCUUUUUCUUUUUUUAAUCUGUGUGGGGAGCUUUUUUUUUGGCGGGGAGGUUGGGGAGUCGGAGGAGACCACUAAACAUCUUAACAUUUUGGAAAGGUUAUUCCGCAAAAUAUUUUUUCUGACAGUUGGGAAUGCUCAAGGGCCACUGGGAUGACGCGCUCUCGCCGGUGUGGACAGCUGAGAGUUGAAUGUCCGUGGCCCUCUUAGAGUUGGGGUCCGGAAAAUACCUAAAGGCAGACUUGGCCCUUGAGUGUCCCCGCCCCGGGUUAGGGGCUCCAGGCCGUCGGGCGAGUCGGGGGCGCCGCGCUCGGCCCCUGCGUGGAUUUUCCGCAUGAAGUUGCCUGCGCGUCACGAGAGCGAAAUGUCAGAGGUACCUUCCCCAGGCUCGCGCGCGCAUCAGGGCGGCCACGGAGGGACAGCGGGGAUCCCUGUGUCCCCCAGCCCACGCACACCCCCGGGGCGGCCACCGUGGGGGAGGCAGGGGUUUCCCUGCAGAGCGCAGGUCCUGCACCUUGACCGUCAGAGCUGUCAGCUGCGGACGGCUGAUCCCGCUCAACUUCCCAGGAGCCGUCAACCGCAGGAAAGCGCCCGUGUAGCCGAGCAGUUCUGUAGCGAGGGAGGAUGAUUUUGCAGAAGAAAUGGGUUAUUUCCUUCUGGAUUUUUUCCUUUUUUAAAAAAACUAAACCCCCAGCGUCCGCCAGCAGACAGGUGAUAGAAGUUUUAGGUGGCACGUAAAAUGUCACCAAACACGGGGGGGCGUCAGUCUUAGAGAAAGCUCCUCGGAGCCAACCGGGGAAGAGCAGUUACAAUUUGUCAACCUGGAAGCUGGUUUUGUUUGCACAGUUAGACACUCCAUGCCAGCUCUUUCUCGAAGGAGAUGGUUUCUACCCCGGGAAUGAGAUUUCUCAGUAAUCUUAGUGUUUUGCAAAUCAUAGUAAGAUGAGUGUCUUGUUUGCAAAAAAAUACCAAGUGCUUAUGCUGAAAUCUCUAAAUGGUGCACCUCCUCAGGCCCCAAGCAUCAUUACGUGGCAUUUUUGGGGUCAAGAAUACAUCCUGCCUGGUGGAUAUGGGAAUACCUCUUCUCAUAAUUAAGGGAAGGGUGGCCAAGAUAGAGAGUUACACUAUGUAAAUAAACAAUGCAGCCAAGUGGAAAGCUCCUUCUCUCUUAAUGAGUACCACUAACCCUGAGUUUUCCUCCUGUGGUUUCCAAAAGAGGACUUUCCUCAGUGGAACUCCCAAGGAGGACACAAAUUAGGGGCUCAGGUUUUGACGUCAUGAUCUUGGAAAAUGGGGGAAUCGGUUGUACUCAAUGAUCCAAAGCUGCUGAAGCAGCCCUCCAAGUUAGGUUUGGGAUUUUUUUUUUUUAAAUAGAGAAUUCAAAUGAACUUCACCUAAAUACAGACUGGUUUUGACAACGGGGGCCCGGAAACAACUUGUGGAAAGCUAUUCUCCAGGCUAUGCCUUUAAGAAGAAUGGACAUUGGCAGUGCGUUUUCCAAGGCUUUGCUCACAUCGGCAGCCAUCACCGUUUCCAUCCAAAGCCUGCAUUUUGAAUUUGCUCUGAACUGACCCUGGAGUAACACCUCGAUGGUCUAUAAUAAUCCAAAUUUGCAUUCUUCAUGCCCCUGAGGCAAAGCUUUUCUCCACAAAUCAAAUCACAGUGAAAUUCCCAGGUAUAGCAGAUUUCCAAGCCUGGGCAGAUUACUCAUUUAUUUAAGGUUAAAACAACCAGAUGCUCACAGGGAAUACUCCAAACUCCCCAGCAUACUUUGUCAUUAUACUUCCUUUGGAAGAACCUGAGGGUGAAGGCAAGAUGACCGCCAGGGACCCCCGUUCAGAAUCAUAGAAUUUUACAGUUGGAAGAGACCCUCAAGGCCACAGUGUUUAACCCUUGCUUUUACAGAUGAUGAAAUUUAGGGAUUAAGUGAUUUCCCCAAGAUUGUACAGGCAGUUAAUGGUAAACAGAAAUUCAACAGGUAAUGCCCGAGGGCCUCAAGGAGACAAACCCACAAGCCUAGUGUCAAAGGACUCCACCAGCAUGGAGAAAGCUCACAGGGUAACCCAGAGCAAGGCAGAGGCAAAGGCUGUCACGGAAUCAGAGAGUCACAGGGCAGGAAGAGAUCUGAGAUCAUCUGAGUCUAGUUCAACGCCCUGUUUGCCUGUUGGUGACACAAUCAAGGAGCAGAGUGCUUUGCCCAAGGCCAAAGGGUCGCUCAACUUGCCUCACCAGUUAGAUCCCACACAGUAAACGAACAUAUCUUCCCAUCAGAUAAAUGCCAUAAAACCAAAGCAGGCAUUCUGGGAUUCAUAGAGGCUUCUAAGUAACAGUUCAGAAUUCAGGCCUUAGUUUCCUGCUUUGUCUGUGGAGGCUGAGAGUUUGUUAAGCCAGGCGGCCUGCUGAGUGAAUGGAAGAAAGGAAAGGACAGGGUCCAGGAAAGCAUUUCUUCUGCAUCUGGGGACUUCCUCAGUUGAUGGCUGGGUUUUGUACAGAUAGAGCAGUGUGGUGCUUCAGGAGCAGCCCGGGCCUCAUACUUGGUUUAGUAAACUUUUAUUGAGCACAUACUGUGUGCCAAAACGCUGCCAGGCACUGGGUCUGAGAAGAGCGGCUGACUGCCCCGGAGGGGCCUGCCCUGUAGGCUCUUAAUGCAAAAUGCAGAAGUUAUCAUCGGGAGGGUUUAGAAACCAGGUUAUUCUAUUCUUAUUCUAUAUUGUGGUCUUAUCUUCAAAGCUAAAUAGAAUAGGACAGAAGAUGCGUCAGGAUGAGAAAGGCAUAAACUUUGGAGUCGGAGUGGCUUCUGAGGUGUCAUCUUUCCUGUAUGAUGUUCCCAGUAAUCAUAAUAAGAAAGCUUCUGGCCUCCAAAAACCUGAGAAGGCAGGUGAAAGUUAUAUUUGGAUCUUAGCUUCCAGAGAGCGGCACAGAUGUAAGGCAAAGUUUAAAAAAACAAACAAAAGAUUUGAACACCCAGAGGUGGCUCAGAAAAUAAAGUAGAGCAACCAAAAAUCUGCCAUCUUCUAACCAGCUGUCUUUGCGAGAACCAUCCAGCUUUUGCACUUUCCUCGGAGCUCCCAGGUUUCCUUGGGCGGCCAGGUUUGGCCUGAGGGAUCAUGAUUAAUAGGACUCAGUGCUAAAUACGAAAGUGUCAGCUGUUAAAGUUGGAUGGAGCCUUCAAGAUUCUCGAGUCCAACCUCCUCAUUUGACUAAUGAGGAGCUCAGGCCCAGAGAGGUGCAGUGACUUCCUCAAGGUCACACAGUUAAAUGGGGAAACAGCUCACAGACCUCUUUACAUACGGAGGUCAAGAGUGUUUUUAUCCUUGAAGGAAACCGUCUCCUCACUAUAUAUAAAACACUCCCCUCCCUGGCCUUUUAGAUGCUGUCCUGUAGGCUGAUACAGCAGGGCCCUGGGAGGCAGGAGGUUUGAUUCUGGACCGUUUCGGUCACGUCCCUUUACCUCUCUGGGGCUCAGUUUCGCCGUUUUGGAAAAUGAGUAGCAUUUUACAGUGAGAUGGACGGAGUGAGCUCCAGAUCCCCUUUCAGCUUUAACAUUCUGUGAUUCUGACUUCACUCCGGGGGUGCCGGUUGAUGCUAAUGCUGCUCAUUCUGCACAUCCACACCACUGAUCCUAACGGGCAAAGAGAGAGUCAGAUGGGUGCCCAUCACCAGAACAGAAAGGCUGGCCUGACCCAGAGCCUUCUGAGCACGGGGAGGUCAUUCCAUCUUCAUACAAGAGCAGCAGUCUAGUCCCGCUCAUCUCAACGCAGUCCAGCAAAAGAUGCUGUCUCUUGACCCUGCAGUGAUUGUAGGCUAGAGAAAGACUCAGAUUGUCUCUUUGGGGCUUUAUCAAUUUUAUCCCAAUACGUUUUUAUUCAGAUGGGUCCUGAGCCCUCUAUUAAGACUCUAAGACCUUAGGGGUACCCUUCUGGGUUAGAACCAUUGCCAACAUGGCCUCGGACUUAGUAGCCACUUGGUCCUGAAUGCUUGUCAGAAAUGUGCCAAAUCCUGGAGGGAUGUGGCUGAAUGGUUUUAAAAUAGGAUGCAUUUCAGUCUUAAGGUUCCUUCUCAUUAACAAAGAUUUAAGUCCAUUGAGGCAGAAACCAUCUCUGUCUUUUUGCUGUAGUAUCAUCCCAGUACCUAGCAUAGGGCCUGGCUCCUAGUAGGCACAUUGUUGAAAACAUAAAUAAAAGCUGUGCGCAAGGUACUGGGGGGUGGGGUGAGGCGGGGAUACAGGCCUCAGAUUUUGUUUUCCAUGAGCUUAUAAUUUAAUUGAGCAAAUAUAAUAAAUGCAUAAAAGUAAACAAUACCCCCUUAUUAAAUGGCACCUGUCACAUGAAGAGAGGCCCUUUGGUGGAGUCAGUGGAGGAGGCAUUAUGGAGGAAGGAGGAUUUGAUGGACCGAGGCCUUACAGGUGCCAGCUGUGGGUAGAGGGUGGGGAGCCAUCCAGCCGGGAGAAAGGGCACGGCCACAGGCAAGGUGGUUAGAGACUGGAGGCCAAAGAGGAGUCCAUUUUGGCCACGGCAGGUGACUCAGGUCUUAGAACAGGAAGGAAUAAGGCUACAAAGAUAAGUUGGGGUCCACUUAUGAAGGACACUGAAAGUCAGGCUAAUCAGUGGAUUUUAUCCUUCAGAAAGAGGAAAGAGAAAAAUGUCCUGACAAUGCAGCAUUUCAACAAGAUUAUCCUACUGGACCCCUGGAGCCAGUUAAGAGGCUACUAAAGGAGUUGUGGGCUUCCUAAGGAACAAUGCCAACUAAUGGCCUGGGAGGGGGACGAAAUGGAAGAGGUGAAGGCCAAGGACCUGAGCUGUGGGCUCACCACCUCCACUUCCCCUCCCUCCUUCCUACACCCCCUCCCUAGGUAGAAACACGAUUCUAAAGCCAACAUCGGGAAGGUUUUUGUGUUUUUUUGGUCUUCUAAAUCUUAAGCUUACUGUUGUUGCUCAUCUGGGGAGUGAAUUUUGAAAGUCCAAUGAAGGAGGGGUGUUGUGAAAACCUCAUUUGCUGGAGGGCUCCGGGCUCCCAUCUUCAAUCAAUUGCUUUCGAUGGUGGGGAACACCAAGGACACCCUGCUCUCUAGCUGCUCAGCCCACAUCUUGAGCUAUGUAACUGUCCUUCCCACCUUUUCCCUUUGCCUCUCAGGAAUGACACAGACCCACAAAGGCCUUUGCUGCAGAGAGCAUAAGCUUCUUACAGCAUCUUAUGCCCUAUUUUACUCAACCAUAUAUUUAACAGUAAUAGGGUAAAAAGUGAGUAUAUAGUCCUUUCAAAAUACUAGGGUAUUGUGGGAAUGGUGCUAUCAACAGGAUGAACAAUAUUAAUUUAGGUCAGAUUUGCUGCUUUUUAAGAUUUUUAGAGUAAAUUCAAAAUAUUAGAUCCUAAUACCAGAAACUGGCAAGUCUACUGGAUAGAUGAGGUUGUGUCCUGUUAUUUUUCAAUUCCCCUCCAUUAUCAAUAAAACCUGCCUUAGUCCUUGAACAUGACAACUUAUGGCUGGAAAAAGGAUACACACACAUCCUGAAAAUUCACCCGUAUGCAACUGUAUGAUUGUAGGGAAUUCUUAAACUCAAGGUGAGUUGCCAUUAAGAGCUCUAAGACCAUGGGCUCAUUUAAUAUUAUAGAUACUAAUUUUUAGUUGGGCUAAAAACACAUACACAUCACUGUUUCAAUGUGUAUGUAAUUGCAGAGGCUUUGAAAAUGACAGUGUUGACGUGCGGGAGCCCAACGCUGAAGACUUAGGUUAAAGUCCCCUCCCUCCAGGCAUUAAAUAUAGUGUUUCCUCUUCAUUAAUGGCGACACUGCACAGGUCUGCUUGUUCCAAUGUUUGCUGCAGUUUGAACAAAAAAGCAUAGUGAGGUUGGGGUAACUUGGUUACAUUCACUGGCUGCCCAGCCCCCACAAGUCGGUAGUGCCUUAUUUGAACGCUGUAUUCUAGAGUACUUGUUGUGUGCACAGAAAUUCAAUUGCUGAUAACACCCAGUGGUGAUCAACUUUGAGGAACUUAUUCAUGCUAAACAAACUCCCAGAAGACAAGCCCCACAUUUUGAUUUAUAGUCACAUUCUGUCCACCUAGGCCCAUUCACAUGGGACACUAGAUCAUAAUCAGAAUGCUGUUGAGUGGGAAGUGCGAUCAAGGAGAGGUACCUGAAUGACAUGAAUAGUCAGGGGCCUCGGGCAGAGGGAGUCAUAAGCACUUAUCUCGUGGAAAGUGCUAGAUGUACUGUCAACGUUUGCCUCUUUGCCUCCUUUUUUCUAGGCUUCAUUUCUGAUCAACAUUCCUUACGGUCAGUUCGAUCUUCCUUUACCUACCUUGUCUUCAAGUUCAAGGGCAGCAUCAGUACUUGGUCUGAUGGCCAUUCUGUGGCCUUCAGAUUGCCUCUACAUAUUCUGUUCUGAUUCCUUAUGUUUGUCUGUUUUUCCCAUUUAAUUGUCACAGCUGGGAAGGUUUACUUCCAGAUUCUUUGGGGGCUCCAUAUACAACACAAAGAUUUUUUUAUAUAUACAUUAUUUUCCAAAGAUUUUCUACUAACUGCACAUGAUUUAAAUAUUCAUCAACCUAAGAGAUGUGAUUAAGAAUGACCCAGAGGGAAUCACAGCUUUGUUCCAGAGCCAAUGUUUAUACUCAAGUGCCUGAUGGAGGAUGGGGCUGGGUAGUGGCUGUUUCUUUUUUCUUCGUGGAAGUCUUCACUUAUGGAAUCAUCAAGUCAUUUGGGGUCUUCUUUAAUGACCUCAUGAACAGUUUUGAUGAAUCUAACAGCAGGAUCUCAUGGAUAGUAUCAAUAUGUGUGUUUGUCUUAACGUUUACAGCUCCCCUCUCCACCGUCCUGAGCGCCCGUUUUGGACACCGCCUGGUGGUGAUGGCGGGAGGGCUGCUUGUGAGCACGGGAAUGGUGGCGGCCUCCUUUGCUCAGCAGGUCUACCACAUGUACAUUGCGCUGGGCCUCAUCUCUGGUUUGGGAUACUGCUUUAGUUUUCUCCCAACUGUCACCAUCCUUUCCCAAUACUUUGACAAAAGACGCUCCGUGGUCACGGCCGUUGCUUCGACGGGAGAAUGUUUCGCCAUGUUUGGCUUCGCACCAGCAAUCACAGCUCUGAAGGAGAACAUUGGCUGGAGAUUCAGUCUCCUCUUCGUGGGCCUACUACAGUUAAACAUCGUCGUCUGCGGGGCGCUGCUAAGACCAAUUAUUAUCAGAGGACCAGACUCACUGAAAAUAACCGCCCACGAAAAUCGGAAAGAAGUGCAAUAUAUGCUUGAAAAUGAGAAAACACGCACCUCAAUAGAUUCCAUUGACUCAGGAGUGGAACUAACUACCUCACCUAAAAAUGUGCCUAGUCACGCUGCCAUGGAGCUGGAGCCAAAGGCUGACAUGCAGCACAUCUUGAUGAAAACCGGUUCCAAGCAAAGCGAGAAGAAAACCCCAUUACUGGACUUCUCCGUCUUGAAGGAGAGAAGUUUCAUUUGUUAUGCAUUAUUUGGUCUCUUUGCAACACUGGGAUUCUUUGCACCUUCCUUGUACAUCAUCCCCUUGGGCAUUAGUCUGGGCAUUGACCAGGACCGAGCUGCUUUUUUAUUAUCUACAAUGGCAAUUGCUGAAGUUUUUGGAAGAAUUGGAGCUGGUUUUGUCCUGAACAGAGAGCCCAUUCGUAAAAUCUACCUUGAGCUCAUCUGCGUCGUCUUAUUGACUGUGUCUCUGUUUGCCUUUACUUUUGCUACUGGGUUCUGGGGUCUGAUGUCCUGUAGCAUAUUUUUUGGUUUCAUGGUUGGAACGGUCGGAGGGACCCACAUUCCGCUGCUCGCUGAAGAUGACGUCGUCGGCAUCGAGAAGAUGUCUUCUGCAGCCGGAGUGUACGUCUUCAUUCAGAGCAUAGCAGGACUGGCCGGCCCACCCCUUGCAGGUCUGCUGGUGGACCAGAGUAAGAUAUACAGCAGAGCCUUCUACUCCUGCGCAGCUGGGAUGUUCCUGGCCGCCGUGUGCCUCGCACUGGUGAGACCCUGUAAAAAGGGACUGUGCCCGCGUCAUCAAGGAGGGAAAGCAAAGGCAGAGAGUCGUCGUGGGAAGGUUUUACAAGACAUACCCGAAGACUUUCUCGAAAUGGACCUUGGGAAAAAUGAGCAUAAAGUUCACAUGAAAAUGGAGCCAGUAUGACCCACUUUCGUGUAACAUCAGCCAUCGCGUUGGCUGGGGAGGGGGAUGGGGGGGACACAGGGAGGCAGAGGAGCUGACGACUCUACCCACUUUCAAAACUACAUUUUAAAGGGAAUGUACACGGAACACCAC
Equus caballus (horse) is the source of this 8271-nucleotide messenger RNA. Lineage: Eukaryota; Metazoa; Chordata; Mammalia; Perissodactyla; Equidae. The record is from RefSeq and is a predicted model, not a curated record.